This is a messenger RNA of Vitis riparia (riverbank grape), 4609 nucleotides long. Its product is annotated as myosin-2. Gene Ontology annotation, molecular function: actin filament binding; microfilament motor activity; ATP binding. Gene Ontology annotation, biological process: vesicle transport along actin filament; actin filament organization. The record is from RefSeq and is a predicted model, not a curated record. Lineage: Eukaryota; Viridiplantae; Streptophyta; Magnoliopsida; Vitales; Vitaceae. Bases 527 to 4216 code for a protein of 1229 amino acids. Gene Ontology annotation, cellular component: actin cytoskeleton; vesicle; myosin complex. The transcript has 24 exons.
AAAGAAAUGCACUUACCCACCUGGAAAAUUUGAAUUCCUGGAAACAAAAUCUUAAAGCAACAACAACAACAAAGGGAAAAUCUCCCAUCCAAGUUUCGAAUAUUUUGUUUUUCGAAAACAACCGCAACAGCUUUUUGUUUCUGUUUUCGUUUCAGUUUUCUUAAAAAGCCGUGAAAUGGCUCCCAACGUUUCUGUUUUCUCCAAGUCUGGUUCCUCAACGGCCUUUUCCUUCCUUGGUAUUAACCGUUCGAAGUAUUAAGAAUCCACGCCAUGGUUGAUUUCUAGAAUACUAAUCGUUUCCGAACAUCAAUUUGCAGCGUUUUUGUUUCCGGGAAUUGAAAAUUUUCGCGACGAGUUUUGGGGACCUGUUUUCGGAAUUUCGGGUUCUGAUCCGAAUUAGGGCUCUUGGGAUUGUGUGUUUGGGGGAUGGUGGUGCAAUUUGACGAGUGAGAGUGGGGAUUCUGCGGCUUUUGUGAAUUAGGUUUUGUUUUGUUUUUGCGAGUGGAUUUUUUUUGUUUCUGCGACGAUGUUGUCGGUAUCGUCGCCGACGGUGGUGCGGAGCUCGCUGGAGGAGAUGCUGGAUUCGCUCCGGAAAAGGGACGAGAAGCCGAAGGACUUGCCGCCAGCGCUGCCGGCGCGGCCGACGUCGAGGUCGAUGCGGCUGCCUUCUACCAGGCGGUCGUUGCCGGUAGACUUCAAGGUUAGAGGGGGCAAUGCUGGACUGGAUAGUCCUGUAGGAGGGGCUCAAGGGAAGGAAGAUGUGAAGAGGAAGGAGAGAGAACUAGGGCUCAGAAGAGGCGGUUUGGGAAGCAAGAAGAGGAUGAAGGCUGUUCAGCCCGGUGAUUUGCCGUACGUUGAGGCGGUGGAAGAGAAGGCCGUUGCCUGUACACUUACGUCGCCGAGGUCCACACUUACAUCUCCGAGGUCUGCUCUGACAUCGCCGAGGUCGACACUUACCUCGCCGAGGUCGAGGAAGGAGACUGAAUGGGAUGAUAACGUCGGGUAUUUUGUUAAGAAGAAACUUCCUGUCUGGUGUCGGCUCCCAAGUGGGCAGUGGGAAUCAGGAACUGUACAAUCAACAACAGGCGAGGAAGCGCUUGUUUUGCUCUCAGAUGGGAGUGUUGUCAAAGUGUCAACAGGAGAGAUUUUACCUGCAAACCCAGAUGUCCUUGUGGGUGUGGAUGAUCUCAUACAGCUUAGUUAUUUGAAUGAACCAUCAGUUGUACACAAUCUUCAGUACAGAUAUUCUCAUGAUAUCAUUUAUAGUAAAGCAGGGCCUCUUUUGAUUGCAGUCAAUCCCUUCAAAGAUGUCCCAAUUUAUGGGAAUGACUUUGUCACAGCAUAUAGCCAGAAAGUUAAAGAUAGCCCUCAUGUUUAUGCAAUAGCAGACAUUGCUUAUGAUGAGAUGAUGAGAGAUGAAGUAAAUCAAUCCAUCAUCAUAAGUGGCGAAAUUGGUGCUGGAAAAACUGAGACAGCAAAAAUUGCAAUGCAAUACCUGGCUGCACUUGGUGGUGGCAGCGAUGGGAUAGAGAAUGAACUCGCUCAGACAAGUUGUAUCCUAGAAGCAUUUGGGAAUGCAAAAACAUCAAGGAAUAACAACUCUAGUCGAUUUGGGAAGUCAAUUGAACUUCAUUUUAGUACAUUUGGGAAAAUAUGUGGUGCUAAAAUCCAAACUUUUCUGCUAGAAAAGUCUAGAGUAGUUAAGCUCGCUGAUGGGGAGAGGUCAUACCACAUCUUUUAUCAACUUUGUGCUGGUGCUCCAUCCAUUCUCAAAGAUAAACUGAACAUUAAAAUGGCUAGUGAGUACCACUAUCUUAAUCAAAGCAACUGCUUGGCAAUUGAUGAUGUGGAUGAUGCUCGGAAAUUUCAUGUGCUUAUGGGAGCCUUAGAUAUUGUUCAAAUUUGCAAAGAAGAUCAAGAGCAUGCAUUUUCAAUGCUUGCUGCAGUGUUAUGGCUGGGAAACAUAUCAUUUCAAGUAGUUGACAGUGAAAAUCAUGUGGAGGUGGUUGCUAAUGAAGCUGUUACCUGUGCUGCCCGGUUGAUUGGUUGCAGUGCCCAGGAGCUGAUGUUAUCUUUAUCUACCAAUAAAGUCAAAGCUGGGAAUGGUGAUGCUGCCAAAAAAUUAACGUUGCAGCAGGCAAUUGAUGCAAGAGAUGCGAUGGCGAAAUUCAUAUAUGCAAGCUUAUUUGAUUGGAUUGUAGUACAAAUCAACAAAUCUCUUGAAGUGGGCAAACGACCCACUGGGAGAUCCAUAAGUAUCCUAGAUAUGUAUGGCUUUGGGACAUUUCAGAAGAACAGCUUUGAACAACUCUGUAUAAACUAUGCAAAUGAGAGGCUGCAACAGCAUUUCAAUCGUCAUCUACUUAAACUCGAACAGGAGGAAUAUGAAUUGGAUGGGAUUGAUUGGAAAAGAGUUGAUUUUGAAGACAAUCAUGAGUGUUUAGAUCUCUUUGAAAAGAAACCUUUAGGGCUACUAUCUUUAUUGGAUGAGGAGUCAAAUGCUCCCAUGGCCACUGAUAUGUCCUUUGCCAACAAACUUAAGCAGCAUUUGGUUGGCAAUCCCUGCUAUAAAGGAGAAAACGGUGGAGCUUUCAGUAUUCGUCAUUAUGCUGGAGAGGUUCUUUAUGAUACAAGUGGCUUCUUGGAAAAGAACAGAGAUCCUCUUCACUCUGAUUCGAUCCAACUCCUCUCAUCAUGUAGUUGCAAGCUUCCUCAGUUGUUUGCCUCCAAUUUGCUCGACCACUCCCAGAAGCAAGCUAGUCCUUUAUCCUUAGGUGCAUUUGAUUCCCAGAAGCAAAGUGUUGGGACAAAGUUUAAGGAUCAACUGUUCAAACUGAUGCAGCAGUUGGAGAACACUUCUCCUCACUUCAUUCAUUGCAUAAAACCUAAUGAUAAACAGCUUCCUGGCAUGUAUGAAAAGGAUUUUGUCUUGGAGCAGCUCAGGUGUUGUGGAGUUUUGGAGGUAGUCAGGAUCUCAAGAUCUGGGUAUCCUACUCGAAUGACACAUCAAGAAUUUGCAAGAAGGUAUGGGUUUCUACUUCCGAAGGACAAUGAAUACCAGGAUCCAUUAAGUAUAUCAGUUUCUGUUCUUCAGCAAUUUAAUAUCCUUCCUGAUCUGUAUCAAGUUGGCUACACAAAAUUAUAUUUCCGAACAGGACAGAUUGAUGAAUUGGAGGAUAUGAGAAAACAAGUUCUGCAAGGCAUAAUUGUGGUUCAAAAACGCUUCCGUGGCCGCCAGGCUCGUCGUUAUUUCUAUGAACUCAAGGGAGGAGUAACCACACUGCAAUCAUUUGGUCAUGGUGAAAAUGCUAGAAGGGGGAAUGAUGUUUUGGUAAAGACUUGGAGAGCUGAUAUUCCCACACAGAAGCAUAUGAAACAGCAGGUUGCUCCACAAACACCUGAUGAGGGGGCAAUCAUACAUUUACAAUCUGUAAUCCGUGGGUUGUUGGCUCGAAAGCAUUUUAAUCACAUGCAGGGCUCGAAAAAGCUGAAUCUUGAGAAUGCAAAUUCUAGACAAAAGUCAGAUAGGAGGAUUUCAGAUGUAAAGGAUUUACCACAAGAGCAAGGCCAGGUUCUGCCUUCAGAUUUGUCCAAACUUCAACACCGGGUUCUGAAGGCAGAAGCAACAUUGGGGCAAAAGGAAGAAGAAAAUGCUGCAUUGCGAGAGCAGCUAAAACAAUCUGAGGCAAAGUGGUCAGAGUAUGAGGCAAAGAUGAAAGCAAUGGAGGAAACCUGGCAAAAACAGAUGGCUUCUUUGCAGAUGAGUCUGGCUGCUGCUAAGAAAAAUCAUGCUGCUGGUCAAGAUGGAAGGCUUGAUACACCUUCUUCGCCUGGCUAUUAUGAUUCUGAGGGUACCCCAUCCAUGGAAACUCGAACUCCUGGUGCAAACACACCUGUCAAAUUGUCUAAUGUUGGAGCAGGGCGCGAGAGUAAUGGCAACUUGAAUACAGUCAGCCACCUGGCAAAGGAGUUUGAGCAGCGCAAACAGUCAUUUGAUGAUGAUGCCAAAACCCUUGUUGAGGUUAAAUCUGGGCAGCCCUCUUCAAAUAUGAAUCAUGAUGAAUUCAAGAAACUGAAGCAAAGGUUUGAGGCAUGGAAGAAAGAUUACAAGGUUCGGUUACGGGAGACAAAGGCUAGGCUUCAUAAGCUUGGGCAUUCUGAAGGGGAAAGAAUUCGCCGUAAAUGGUGGGGGAAGAGAAUCUCAAAAUCGACGUAGCAUCUAGUUUAGGAUAUGCGCAAUGUCUAUUGUUCGUGGACAAAAAUGGAGAUGACUGAAGCAUUCUUCUCAAAAAGGAUACAUUGUUGAGACCCCCUCAUACCAUGUCACUGAGUCUGUCCGUCCUUGUGUUUAUGGGUUUACUGUGUUGUGGGGUUAGCAGAAAGGAGAGUGAUUGUGUUUGUAUAUCUAUCAAAUUUUGUUUCUCAGUGAAAAGAUUUACAAGCUUGUUCAUAGCCCAAUGAGGAUUUGUCUCAAGUUUUUAGCACGUAAUUAAACAAUUUGAGUCAUGUGUAUAUUUUCAUAAUCAAUGUAAUGUCAGAAUAUUUAGUGCUUCAUAGUUUGUAAUGAGAAGAUGGAAGAAAAAUGUCCAUAUUACGGCUUGUGUAUGAA